AUGUGGUUUGUGAGCAAAGAACUUAAAGAAAUCUCUCCUCCCAAAAGCUCCCAUCCAAGAAGAUAUUGUUUUGAUUCCACCCCGUCUUCUCCAGCAUUCCAGCUUGAGGGCAGGCAACUUUCAAUCAGUUUGCAUGUAUAUGGACCCGUCGAAAUCAGUCCGCACAAGCCUCAAAAAGCCCCAAAAUUUUUCCAAUUGUCGCCGCAGGUUGGAAUUACGAGACUGAUCGUUGCCCUCGCCCUUGUCGCGGUGGCGACCGCCACCAAGACGGCCCAGAGGCCCAACCCCCAGCCCGUGCCGCCCCCGCCGCCGAGCGCCUUCAGGUUCGGCCACCCCAACAAGUUCGACACCAUCCCGCCCUCAGUGAGGUUCCAGCAGCAGCAGCAGCCUGGCUCGAUCCGCUUCAACCCCUCCACUGGCAACACCUUCACCGCGAUCCGCACCCCCACGGCCCAGACCGGCUUCGUGGCGCAGGCCAGCGAGGAGUCACCUGUUUUCGCAGUGGCGCCGCCCAGUGACUUCACCGUGCCGACCCAGGGCGAGCGCGGACUCCAGAACGACUUCCAGCAGACCUUCCAGCAGGGCUUCUCUCAGCAGCUCCAGAACGACGCGGUCAGCAACAACUACGGCACCCCCAAGUCCGAAGCCAGUGUAUGGGCCUCCUAA
This is a messenger RNA of Thrips palmi, 666 nucleotides long. RefSeq lists its product as uncharacterized. The transcript is spliced from 4 exons. The record is from RefSeq and is a predicted model, not a curated record. The coding region runs from base 1 to 666 and encodes 221 amino acids. NCBI's taxonomy places the organism in Eukaryota, Metazoa, Arthropoda, Insecta, Thysanoptera, Thripidae.